CCUAGCAAUUAUUGGCUGUUUCUUAGAAGGCACGACGAGGUCAAACUGUGGCGAUUUGAAGCAAAAUGAAAAAAUUAAUGUUGUGAAUCCUAAGGUUUGGCAACCAGAAGAGAUAAGGAAUAUGAGUCUAGGGCGAAAAGAUGGAGGCAAUGAGCCAAAGGAGGACCAAAGUCCAAGCUCUUCACAGCCAAAAGCCAAGGAUCCACCCCUAUACCAGCUCGGGUCUUCAAGGCAGGCCAAAUACCAUGGCCACCACUGCCAAGUGAAUGGAAGCAAAGAGACUCCAUCCACUAGCCGCUUCCAAGCUCCUGGCCGCCUCCCAGAUCCUGGCCGCAACAGAGAGCAUGUUGGUCUAAAUGAGACACAGGUCAAUUCAGGAGCUGAGGUUGUCAGUGAAGCACCCACAAAGACCGCCACUGAUAUCCAGGACAAUGACUCAGAUUUGGCUGCAGAGGCUGACAACACAGACGCCUCUUACUUGAACUUGUCAGACGAGGACCAAGAACGAGUCAGUCCCAGACCGGUUCUGUUUGACAACAGCGUUGAAUAUCAAUCGAAAUUCGUUUGUGGCACAAAGGAGGCUUUCCUUAAAAUUGACCUAAGUGAAAUUUCGGAAGAUGCUCUUGUUCAUACACUGCUGAUGAACGGCGAAGUGGUUCAGAAGGGCAUGAAUUGGACCCUGCUUGCCAGUAUAAUGAUCUCGCACUUAGGAGCCAAAGGAUUGCCACUCUUCGUGCGGCCUCUGUGCCAGUCUUGCAUGAGACCAGCCCUGCACAAAGUUGGCUGUGGCCACUGCAGCUUGUGUGAAGCCUGCGGAGGCCACGUUGGAGACUGCCUCCAGUGUAAGAUGAGGCCUGACAAGGACACCAAGGAGGAAAAAUUGACGAAAAACAGGACCAUCAUCUAUGAACAGAGAUUCCUGACUUCCACUCUAACUCAAGCAAAUGAUCUUUCGAAGAUGAUCAGCACUAUCUGCCAAGGUGGUUUGAACAAGGAGACCUGGCAGAAAGAAGUUGAAGAGGUGCUUGGAAAGUAUCGACUCCAAGACCUUGUUACCCUAUUUGAUUUAAAUAAUCCUUUCAAGAACAUUGUGCUGGGUUACGAAAAAUACACGCGAGAUCUCCUUAUUUGUUGUCUCUUGGCCCGCUCCGAGCACAAAUGCCAAACCUGUGUUCUUGAUGACCCCAAGAAAGAAAGAAACAACCGGUCGAUCCUCCAUGACUGCAAGCAUUGGAAAAGCUGCGCCAGUUGUAUUGUAGCCAACGAUUUGAAAUGCACAGAGCGUGAGUGCAAAGGUUUUGAAAGAACUAUCAUGAAACCAACCCACCGUCCCAUUGGCCGAUCUCGGGGCCGAAGCACGCAAGUCGUGUCUUCUGCCUCCUCAGACAACGGCAGCGUUGGUGGUCUCUUCCUUGUCGUCGAUGGAGACACCCCCAAAUGGGCCAGCGACUAGUUUUGGUCGCGUCCCUAGCGCCCCUUCAUUGCCUCCUCCGCCACGCCCCAGGAGCCCAAGCCUCGAGCCUUGAUAUCAGCUUGCGCCCCUUGUCCGUCAGGGCCUCAGAGAUGUCCGUCCUUAGGACGAGCCAAGGCAAGAAAGUCUAAAGCCAAGGAAAUCAGAGAUCAGAGCUGGGAUGUCUGAGACGGUCUUGCUGAUUCUAGAAUUGUGCCGCAUCACUGGCCUCACGCCUCACUGACCAGAUGCGCAGCAACUACAGGUUAAUGAGUGCUCUUGCAGAGCACACUAGAGUGGGACCUUCCAAGGGAGUAUGUGUCGGAGAAAAAGAUUGUCCGGAUGCUAAAUAAUUACUAAUUUAAUUAGGUGCCAUAAAAUAGGUCGUACUAGUAAUAUAAAUCAAUCACUAAUUAACUCGUGGUUGUUAGGGAGAUUAAUAAUGUAAACACACUUACAUGGUUUCGUAGUUGUGCUGUUAUUGAUUCUUUAUUCGCACACACAAAACACACAUAUGAGUAAAACGUACACUUGCCAGAGACAGAAUGAAUGCGCUCGCUCUCUUGCUCGCCCGUACCGAACUCCCUGUCUUCCUCAGCCACCAACGGUGCACCGAGCACCAUCGGUGUCCAAGGAGAGGAGGGAAGUGCCGAGUAAAGCCCCGACAGUGGGAAAGAUGAUCGAGUUUGCCAGGCUUUUGAUCGAAGAGGAUAAGAUUUUGUGGGAACUCUAACUCGUGGAAUAUGCAGAUUGAAGAUAGCCUAGAUGGUGCAGUAUGGUCCUUCCACAGGAGAACAUCAUUCGAGGACGAGAAGGCAGAGACGGGCGCUACCCUGCUGGCCCCAUUGUAGAUUGGACCAAGCAGCUGAUAAGUACCGGGAUGCGUGAAGCACCCCACUUGACCAACUGGGUGGUUAUGGUGCCCAGACACAUUGAGGGAGACCAGCAACUUUGUCAACAGACGUAGCCGGACAGAUGGGCUUCAAGAUAGAGAUUCCGAAGCGCUGGGACCUGAAUGAUGACCACCAGAGGCCACCUAUGUGGACAGGCUCGAAGAAAUGCUCUCCCAGUGCGUACCAAAGCCCAGCCUGGUGAUUUAAUUGCCAAAUCCUUCAAUCCAUUGCCUGCAAAGUGGUAAUCCAAAUCAACUGCAAGGCUGGAGGUGCGCCUUGGGCCGUUGAGAUGCCAGUGCGUGACACCAUGUUUGUCGGCUUCGAUGUUGAAGCCACAACAACAUGAACAAAUAACAUCUCCUAUGGUUGCACUGUGGCCUCUUUGAACAGCAGCCUCAGCCGCUGGUACUCAGUGGUUUCAUCCCACAAGUCUUCUGAGUAAAUGAGCAGUGAGGUGUCCGUCUCAGGAAGUACCAGGAAGUCAAUGAUGGUCAUCUGUCCAUGAGGAUCAUCAUGGGAUACGUCAUUGUGUCCAAGAGCAUCAACACCAGAUAAAUUGUUCAGCAGCCCUCACCCAGGUGCCCCUCCAACGGACCCACCUGCUGGACAGUACUGUGAUUGCAUCACCUUGCCUGAGAGGUAUAUACGACUUUUAUGCCAUGAGCCAGCAUGUGAAUGAGGGCACUGUGUCACCAACUUCCUAUCAUGUCAUCUCUGACAACACUGGACUUUGACCAUGACAAGAUGCAGCGACUGGCCUGCAAAAUGACCUACGUGACCUCCUACGUCUACUUCCUUCUGGAGUGUAAAACUACAAUAUUUUCCUUUAAAUCUAAGUAGGAAUGCUAUAUAUAUGACCUGAUUAAGAAAGAUUUGUUGUUGAAAAUCAUAACUUCCUGAUUUUAAAGAAUAUUAUCCUCAUGAUCCAUAUUAAUUAUUCUCAGAAAAUUAUCCCACAGAGUCGCCACAAACUAUCUCUGAUGGAAAGGGUGCACUGGCAUUUGCAAACCAACUCCACUGCCACCAAGCGUGAACUGUUUUACCAGUUUCUGCUGCCCAAUCAAGCCAUGCUGGACAAAGGGGUCAUCACAAUGAGCGACUUUCUCAAGGCGGCGCCUUGGGAGUUUGGAAUUUUCUCUGCCGGAAAAGGAAUUGUCGCAGGAGACCUUAAUUGAAAUCAAGUUCCAGGACGGAAGCAUCAAUUGCAAAAGAGGUGUUCUGAUUCCUGCAAACAUUUACAGCGCCAGCAAUCUCAAGUCCAAUGCAAAUUUUGUUCUCAUUGUGGAAAAAGACGCCAUUUUCCACAAAAUUCUGGAUGGAGACUUGAUGGACUAUUACGGAUCCAGCA
Molecule: messenger RNA, 3691 nt
Organism: Neocloeon triangulifer
Lineage: Eukaryota; Metazoa; Arthropoda; Insecta; Ephemeroptera; Baetidae
Exons: 15
Coding region: 122-1453 (443 amino acids)
Source: RefSeq, a predicted model, not a curated record